Nerophis lumbriciformis (worm pipefish) is the source of this 807-nucleotide messenger RNA. The record is from RefSeq and is a predicted model, not a curated record. NCBI's taxonomy places the organism in Eukaryota, Metazoa, Chordata, Actinopteri, Syngnathiformes, Syngnathidae.
AUGGGUGCCCGGUACUCUAUCCCUGCAGGUGAAUUUUGCCAAAGUAGUAUAUUUCUGUUAUCAGGUGAACCCUUGAGGAUUGUCGUCAUUGGUAAAACAGGCGUCGGGAAAAGUGCUGUUGGUAAUACCAUUGUGUGCAGAAAUGCAUUUUUUUCUGCAGUCAGUGCAGACUCUGUGACUGAGACCUGUAAGAAAGAGCGUUCAAAGUACCGGAGGAAUAUUGAAGUUGUGGAUACCCCUGGGAUCCUGGACACUGCUAGAGAUCCAGAAAAUAUAAAGGAAGAGGUUGCCAAAAGCAUCAAGUUAACUUCUCCCGGACCCAAUGCUUUCCUGCUUAUCUUGCAGGUGGGAAGGUUUACAGAAGAAGAAGAAAACUGUGUGCAAACUCUGGAGAAACUAUUUGGUCCUCCAGCAUUCCAACACAUGAUUGUUCUAUUUACUCGGGGAGAUGAGCUUGGUAGAGCAACAAUACAGGAGUAUGUGACAAAUGGCCAUCCAAAGCUUCAAGACGUGAUCAGACGAUGCGGCGGCCGUUAUUACGUUUUCAACAAUAAGAAAAAGCGUAAAAGACGUCAGGUGGGGCACCUCAUUGAAAUGAUCGACGAGAUGGUGGCAGCAAACGGGGGCAAACACUAUGGGCAUACAAAAUUGGAGUUCAUGGAGGAAAUGUUACCGAAAAUCAUUGAGUUUCAACGUAUACUCGCUGAAUCUUUUGUCCAAGCACCAAGCAGCGACGAUUCUGGCAAGACUGUCACAGAGCCCAGUGCCCCUUUGGCUCGCCCUUCAUACAUACCCAUUAUAAUUUAA